Messenger RNA from Calliphora vicina (urban bluebottle blowfly), 789 nucleotides. Its product is annotated as speckle-type POZ protein-like. Lineage: Eukaryota; Metazoa; Arthropoda; Insecta; Diptera; Calliphoridae. Gene Ontology annotation, biological process: proteasome-mediated ubiquitin-dependent protein catabolic process; regulation of proteolysis. Gene Ontology annotation, molecular function: ubiquitin protein ligase binding. Gene Ontology annotation, cellular component: cytoplasm. The transcript has a single exon. The record is from RefSeq and is a predicted model, not a curated record. The coding region runs from base 1 to 789 and encodes 262 amino acids.
AUGUCGAACAAUAAUGACGAUAGAAGUGUUACCUCGGAACUCUGUUUUAAAUGGAACAUAAAUUACGGUACGAAGAGCAUAGAAUCCGAUCUGUAUUCAUCUGCUAUUAAAAAUUUAACAUGGCGAAUGAGGUUGUAUCCAAGAGUGUGUAAUGAUGGUAAAGAAGAUCAAGUUCAAAUAGAUUUGUGUUUAGAGUCGUGUGAAAAUUCAUUUAAAGGCCUUAUAAAAUACAUCAUAUUAGAUCGUAAUGGCAAAGAGUCACAUGUUAAAGAUUCUAAUAAAGAACAGUUCCAACAACAUGGUGUAUAUUCAACAUAUUUAAUUCCAAGUGAUAAACUGACGGAUCCAGCUAAUAAGUUAUUGCUCAACAAUAGAUUGACAAUAUCGUGUAGACUUAUCAUUAUGAGUGAUGUGGAUGUUACUAAUGACUUAUUAAGUACAAACAAUAAUUGUAAUUUGAUUGAGGAAUUGGGAAAUAUGCUUGAAAAUAAAAUAUUCAGCGAUGUAACACUAAAAUCCAAGGAUAACCAUGAAUUUAGAGCCCAUAAAUGUAUAUUGGCUGCUCGUAGUGAUGUCUUUGCUAUAUUAUUUGAAACAUGUAAAAACAAUAAAUCUUAUAAACUAGAUGCAGAUAAAGCGGUUUGUGAGGAAAUGUUACAGUUUAUUUACACUGGCAAUGUUUCACAUUUAGAUGAGUUGUUGAAGCCGCUCCUAGAGGUAGCUAAUAAAUAUAAUUUGAAGAAACUAAAAUCCUUGUGUGAAAACAAACUUCAAUAUCUCAAUGAAUAA